ACCGAUCUGUCCGCAGAUAUCACCGACAAUAGGACCGAUCUGGCGGCAGAUAUCACCGACACCAGGACCGAUCUAACGGCAGAUAUCACCGACACCAGGACCGAUCUGGCCGCAGAUAUCACCGACACCGGGACCGAUCUGUCCGCAGAUAUCACCGACACCAGGACCGAUCUGUCCGCAGAUAUCACCGACACCGGGACCGAUCUGUCCGCAGAUAUCACCGACACCGGGACCGAUCUGUCCGCAGAUAUCUGUCGACACCGGGACCAGAUCACCGAUAUCACCGACACCGGGACCGAUCUGUCCGCAGAUAUCACCGACACCGGGACCGAUCUGUCCGCAGAUAUCACCGACACCGGGACCGAUCUGUCCGCAGAUAUCACCGACACCGGGACCGAUCUGGCGGCAGAUAUCACCGACACCGGGACCGAUCUGGCGGCAGAUAUCACCGACACCGGGACCGAUCUGUCGGCAGAUAUCACCGACACCAGGACCGAUCUGUCGGCAGAUAUCACCGACAAUAGGACCGAUCUGUCCGCAGAUAUCACCGACACCGGGACCGAUCUGUCCGCAGAUAUCACCGACACCGGGACCGAUCUGGCGGCAGAUAUCACCGACACCGGGACCGAUCUGUCGGCAGAUACCACCGACACCGGGACCGAUCUGUCCGCAGAUAUCACCGACACCGGGACCGAUCUGGCGGCAGAUAUCACCGACACCGGGACCGAUCUGGCGGCAGAUAUCACCGACACCGGGACCGAUCUGGCGGCAGAUAUCACCGACACCGGGACCGAUCUGGCGGCAGAUAUCACCGACACCGGGACCGAUCUGGCGGCAGAUAUCACCGACACCGGGACCGAUCUGUCCGCAGAUAUCACCGACACCGAUCUGUCCGCAGAUAUCACCGACACCGGGACCGAUCUGUCCGCAGAUAUCACCGACACCAGGACCGAUCUGUCCGCAGAUAUCACCGACACCGGGACCGAUCUGGCGGCAGAUAUCACCGACACCGGGACCGAUCUGGCGGCAGAUAUCACCGACACCGGGACCGAUCUGUCGGCAGAUAUCACCGACACCGGGACCGAUCUGUCCGCAGAUAUCACCGACAAUAGGACCGAUCUGUCCGCAGAUAUCACCGACACCGGGACCGAUCUGUCCGCAGAUAUCACCGACACCGGGACCGAUCUGUCCGCAGAUAUCACCGACACCGGGACCGAUCUGUCCGCAGAUAUCACCGACACCGGGACCGAUCUGUCCGCAGAUAUCACCGACAUCGGGACCGAUCUGGCGGCAGAUAUCACCGACACCGGGACCGAUCUGUCCGCAGAUAUCACCGACACCGGGACCGAUCUGGCGGCAGAUAUCACCGACACCGGGACCGAUCUGUCCGCAGAUAUCACCGACACCGGGACCGAUCUGGCGGCAGAUAUCACCGACACCGGGACCGAUCUGGCGGCAGAUAUCACCGACACCGGGGCCGAUCUGGCGGCAGAUAUCACCGACACCGGGGCCGAUCUGGCGGCAGAUAUCACCGACACCGGGGCCGGCCGAUCUGGCGGCAGAUAUCACCGACACCGGGGCCGAUCUGGCGGCAGAUAUCACCGACACCGGGACCGAUCUGGCCGCAGAUAUCACCGACACCGGGACCGAUCUGGCGGCAGAUAUAUCACCGACACCGGGGACCGAUCUGGCGGCAGAUAUCACCGACACCGGGACCGAUCUGGCGGCAGAUAUCACCGACACCGGGACCGAUCUGGCGGCAGAUAUCACCGACACCGGGACCGAUCUGGCGGCAGAUAUCACCGACACCGGGACCGAUCUGUCCGCAGAUAUCACCGACACCGGGACCGAUCUGGCGGCAGAUAUCACCGACACCGGGACCGAUCUGUCCGCAGAUAUCACCGACACCGGGACCGAUCUGUCGGCAGAUAUCACCGACACCGGGACCGAUCUGUCCGCAGAUAUCACCGACACCGGGACCGAUCUGGCGGCAGAUAUCACCGACACCGGGACCGAUCUGGCGGCAGAUAUCACCGACACCGGGACCGAUCUGGCGGCAGAUAUCACCGACACCGGGACCGAUCUGUCCGCAGAUAUUAUCGGACGAUAACGAUAGGAAGGAGAAUGACGAUAAUAUUGCGAUAG
Molecule: messenger RNA, 2145 nt
Organism: Staurois parvus
Lineage: Eukaryota; Metazoa; Chordata; Amphibia; Anura; Ranidae
Source: the annotation of a GenBank genome assembly